GUGUGAGGCGGUCUCUCUGUCUCUCCCUCUCUCUGUCUCUCUCUCUCUCUCUCUCUCCCUCUCUCUCAGUCUGGGCUCUCGCGGAUCAGGAUUUUCUCACCAAAAGUACACAGACCUCAGAGCCGCGGGCAUUCACUCUCUGAAAGGACGUGGCUUGGAUUAUUACCACAUAAAAAAAGGGAGAAAAAAAAAACGCACGCCGUCACAGAAUCCGCUGAAGUUUCAUUUAUAUCUCAACUAUAAUGAGUCUCACGCGGAGAAAUGGAGCGCACCGUUUGUAGUUUAUUUUAACCAUCGAAGGACACAUCCUAAACAGCUCUCGUUUUGUUUGCUUUCAUGGUGAAUCGGUCUAUCAGGAUGAACUUGCAGUGGGGCAGCCCGGCACCCUGCAUCCGCGCCGUGAGAGUCGCGCACAAGCGGCUGGACUCCGACGAUCAGCCGCCGGCGAAAUGCGCCAGGCUGAGCGCCGAGGCGGGGGACACGCAGGGACUCCUCGGCACCUCUCCUGGCUCCCCGGUCAGCCCCGUCUCAAACCCUCCCCCGGCGACCCACCAGGGACCGUCCAGGAUAGGACCGUUUCUGCUUCUACCUCUGGCGGACCGGGAGAGCAUGCACAGCGCGAUGAACACCGACACUGGAGAUGAGCUACUGUGCAAGGUCUUUGAUAUGGGGGUAUACCAGGAAAAGAUCAGAGCCUACGGGAUCCUGCCUGCCCACAAGAAUGUGGCCAGCAUCAGGGACAUCAUCCUCGGCGAAUGCAAGGCCUACGUGUUCCUUGACAAAGACUUUGGGGACAUGCACACCUUGGUGAAGAGCUGUCGCAGGCUGGAGGAGGAGCACGCCUGCAGGCUCUUCCGUCAGGUGGCUCUGGCUGUGGCGCACUGUCAUCAGGCUGGGAUCGUGCUGGGCGACCUCAAACUGCGCAAGUUCGUCUUCACUGAUGAGAAAAGGACACAGGUGAGACUAGAAAGCCUCGAGGACUGUCGCGUCCUGGAAGACCCAAACGACGACUCAAUGUCGGACACCCACGGUUGCCCUGCUUACGUCAGCCCAGAGAUCCUCAGCGGCUCUGCUCCUUACUCGGGCAAGAUGGCUGACAUGUGGAGCCUGGGGGUAAUGCUGUACACCAUGAUGGUUGGCCGUUACCCGUUCCACGACCCAGACCCGGCCACGCUGUUCUCCAAAAUCCGCAGAGGCCAGUGCUGUUUGCCAGAGGGCUUGUCGCCCAAGGCCAAGUGUCUGCUCCAGAGCCUGCUGAGGAAAGAACCCUGGGAGAGACUCACGGCGACUGAGCUGCUCGCUCACCCAUGGUUCCACCAGCCGCCGUCGUCGCAGGAAGCGGCGCUGGGUGAACAGGAAGUGAACUCGGCAGAACAGAUGGUGCCUUCCUUUGACGUGGAAGAGGACGAUAAUCUGUUCUGCUGACGGACUUGAUUCAGCUAAGACUGGCUGAGGGACCAAAACAAAAAAUUGCCAUGAGGGAUUCAUUGUUGUUUUUUUUACAUUGGCACUUUUUAGAAACUCAUUUGUCUACUGUUGUGUGUACAUACACCCUCAAGCUUUCUACAAAAACUUACUGUACUGUAUUUUGUUGUCGUAUAUGUGUUACUUGCUAAGGGCAUUGCUCACAAUGAUCAUUCAUUGUGUUUCUAUAUGUGCGAUUUUGAAAUUAUUUGGUGCUAAAAGAAAUAACAAGGACCCGAAACUUGCCAGAUUAUGUUAACAAAAUAAUCUCUGCAGGCUACUACGAGUGAAUCACAGAAAUUUAACUCGUGGCAAACAGUAGUCACCAAUGCUUGCUCUCAGCCUGGACUCAUGAGGCUUCAGAAAGCAUUAGAUGAAUCCUGAAUGGGAAGCGAGGAGACCAGGAUGUUGUUCCUCUCACUCUCUGACCAGGCUGGAGGCUUCACCGGCUGAGUCACCGACCGGCUCAAAGAGGACCUAGCACAAGCUCGACGUCUCGCAGCAGGCAGUGACAUAGAGUGAGAAAGAUGCUUAGCAGAGGACUGAUGUGUCACACUCAGCAGGACGAUACGAAGGUGUCACACUGCCAAUCUGGCAACAUCUCAGCAAGUGGAGAGCAUUUACAAAUCUCGCACCAUGCGCAGAAGGUUGAGAAAGGCAGGGUGUUACUGGUGUAAGACUCACAGAAAAGUGGGACGACUUCGUCACACACACACGCACUCAAAAAUAAGCAGUGGCACAGGGCCAACAGUUAAAAUUAAAUCAUUAUCUUUUUUAAAAGCAUGCUAAAAGCCGAAUAUUUCAUAGGAAAAGGUUGCUUCCAAAGAGGAAGUGUUUUAUAACAGGGUCGGACCUUGCAAAUUUGACUCUUCUGAAAUGCAGGGUGCGCAAUUAGCCACACUGAAACCUAACACUAAUGCUUCUGGUUUAAAAAUCAGUCACCCGCCUCAGCAGCAACAGAGGUAGGAGAUAGCUAUUUCUUCAGUCUGAAGGUGUGCUACAGUGAUAAAAUACACAGAACUCAAAUGGUACUUCCCACCAAUGCAAUACACAUUUUCUCUCAGUCCAACGAUGCUUGUAUUUUUUUUAAAGAAAUGUUGUCAAAUAUCCAGUUAAGGAGAGAAAGACAUUACAGGAAAAAUGAAGACUUUCUCAGUUGAGCAGUUGAACCUGUUCUGUUCAUUUGUGUCGGAACAUUAUGUCAAGCUGUGUUGCUUUAACAAAAGCUGAGCUGUGCCGAGUGUUGUGCCCGUAUCACUGUGUUUCAUAAACUGAACGGCUCUGAAUCAGUCACAGUCAGGCAAUGUUUGAUGUUGGUUGUCUGAUGAUGACUCAACACUUGAGCGCGUCUGUAGAGAAUGGUCCUGACCUUGGCUGGAAGAAUCUGUUCUGACUGUUUCACCUCUUUAAUGGUACUUUUUUUUUUGUUGUUGUUGCCGUUGAAAGCUGUGGAUCCAGACUUGUCAUCAUAGUUAGUGACAUGAUGUACCACUUUCUAAAAGAUCUUUUUUAUCUUGGAUUGUGACAGGCGGAUGCAGUAUUUCAGUGACGUCUAGCCUUACAGGCUACUGUAGGUCUGCAGCCAGCUAUUUUGUUCUGGUACAAUAACUUUGACAAUGGUACUAAAUCUGGCAUAUCUGAGAAGCGCUGUGCAUUUAAUGUGUGGGUCAAGCAGGAGGCUAAUAAAACGUAUGUUGCAGCAUUAUUUUCUCUCAUCUGCUAAGAUGGGAACAGACUUGUGACAAUCUGGGUUGUUCCUUGCAGGAAAGUAAUUUAAGAGAUUUAUGAUUUUGUUCGGUUUAUACAUGUAGAGUGAGUCACACGUUCAUGUGACAUGUAGAGUAAACUGACACGGGUGCACAAACUUCAUAUUGCACUGUGAAUUAUGUAUUUGUGACACAACCUAGAGGCUUUUAUUGCUCCAGACAGGUUACACACAAGAGUUAUAUUCAUUGUAAAAAAGAUGUAAAUAUGUAUAUUUGAAAUAUGUGUGGAGAUGUUGA
Molecule: messenger RNA, 3467 nt
Organism: Seriola dumerili (greater amberjack)
Lineage: Eukaryota; Metazoa; Chordata; Actinopteri; Carangiformes; Carangidae
Gene: trib1
Product: tribbles homolog 1-like
Exons: 3
Coding region: 337-1425 (362 amino acids)
Biological process (GO): protein phosphorylation; positive regulation of proteasomal ubiquitin-dependent protein catabolic process; regulation of MAP kinase activity
Cellular component (GO): nucleus
Molecular function (GO): ATP binding; mitogen-activated protein kinase kinase binding; protein kinase activity
Source: RefSeq, a predicted model, not a curated record